AUGGCAACCUUUAACAAUGGUCAAUUCCCUGCGAAUCUUCCAGUCUUGGAUGGAAAGAAUUAUGAUAAUUGGAGCAAACAGAUGAAAGUCUUGUUCAAUUAUCAAGAUGUGAUGGAUCAAGUGAUUAAUGGUGUGGAAUCACUCACAGAAGGUGCAACAGAGGUUCAAAGAACACAACACAAAGAAUUGAAGAAGAAAGAUUACAAGGCAUUGUUCAUAAUUCAUCAAAGUGUAAGCCCUGAUAUCUUUGAAAAGGUUGGAGAUUGUGAAUCAGCCAAGCAAGCUUGGGAUAUCUUGGCUACAGCUUAUGCUGGAGAUCAGAAGGUGAAGAAAGUGAAGCUACAAACCCUAAGAAGCAAGUUUGCACAGCUACAAAUGGAAGAGAAAGAAACUGUAAGUGAAUUCUUCACUAAAAUUGCAAAAUUAGUUAAUGAAAUGAAAGCUUGUGGAGAAAUUGUGUCUGGUACAAUGAGAGUAGAAAAGAUAUUGAGAUCUUUAACUCCUAAGUUUGACUAUGUGGUAGCUGCAAUAGAAGAAUCUAAGGAUCUUGACACUAUCAAGGUUGAGGAACUGCAAGGGUCUUUAGAAGCACAUGAGCAAAGGAUGAAUCAGAGAAAUUCUGAUAAAUCCAAUGGUGAGGUAGCAUUACAAGUUCAGCAGGGUAACAAGAAUAAGAAAGGAAAGGGAAAAUGGCAAGGCAAUAAGGGAAAAGAUAGUUAUCAGAAUGGAAAUGGAAAAGAGAAUCAAGAUACCAAAGGAGGUGGAAAUCAGAAGAAACAGUUCAAUGGUGGUAGAGGUGGUUACAAUGGAGGUGGAAGAGGUGGAAGAAGUGGCAGAGGUGGAAGAGGCAAGUUUGAUAAGAAACACAUACAAUGCUAUAAUUGCCAAAAUUAUGGUCAUUUUGCAGAUGAAUGUAAAUUCAGAGAGGAAUCAAGUGAUGCUGAGGCCAAAAUUGCUAGAAAUGAUGAUGAUGAUGAAGGCUCAGUUAUGUUUCUUGUAACUACAAAAGAUGAAAGUGAUCUUCAAGAGAAAUGA
This is a messenger RNA of Trifolium pratense (red clover), 1035 nucleotides long. RefSeq lists its product as uncharacterized. Gene Ontology annotation, molecular function: zinc ion binding; nucleic acid binding. NCBI's taxonomy places the organism in Eukaryota, Viridiplantae, Streptophyta, Magnoliopsida, Fabales, Fabaceae. Bases 1 to 1035 code for a protein of 344 amino acids. The transcript has a single exon. The record is from RefSeq and is a predicted model, not a curated record.